Messenger RNA from Parnassius mnemosyne (clouded apollo), 1134 nucleotides. NCBI's taxonomy places the organism in Eukaryota, Metazoa, Arthropoda, Insecta, Lepidoptera, Papilionidae. The record is from the annotation of a GenBank genome assembly.
AUGUCUCGUUGGUUUUUUUUAGAGAGUUUAUUAGAAGAAGCACAUUCCAUAGAUAUGUAUGAUAGUCGUCGUCAAGCUUGUGAAAUUCGUAGAUUUCAAGUAGUUAACAGUCACAAAGACUUUGUUGAAAAUUAUCGAUUGUCUGAGGAGUUGAUAGAUAAUGUGUUACAAGACAUCAUACAUCUUAUGAAAAAUCCUCGCCGGCGAGGUCGCGGAUUGUCUAUUAAAAUAAAGUUAUUAUGUGCCCUUUCAUUCUUGGCUAGCGGUAGCUAUCAGAGAAUUUGUGGAAAAAAUGUGAACACUUAUGUAUCACAACCAUCUGUCUCCCGAUGUGUUCGCGAGGUAGUUGACGCCCUAAAUCACCCUAGUGUUGUAAGGAAAUAUAUACGGUUUCCACAGAAUUCCAUGGAGAGGCUCAAACUAAAGGAAAGAUUCUUCGAGAAAUACAAAAUUCCUGGGGUGAUAGGAUGUGUUGAUGGUACCUAUGUCACCAUGGUUAGGCCAUCAGAAAAUGAAGAGCGAUAUUACUGCCGUAAAGGAAAUCAUGCAAGAAAUAUUCAAUUAAUUACUGAUGCGGACUUAAAUAUAUUGCAUGUUGAUGCUAUCUAUGGGGGAGCAACACAUGAUAGCUUCAUUUUUAAUCAUAGCAUCAUACGGAACCAUCUUGAGGACUUAGUGAAUGCUGGUGAAACUGUACAUUUGCUAGGAGAUUCUGGGUAUGCACAACGAGCAUACUUGAUGGUACCGGUGCCUAAUGUAGAAGAAGGUACACCUGCUGCACACUACAACAAACUUCAUGCCACAGCGCGUAAUACCGUGGAGAGAGCUAUAGGCAGGCUAAAGGAGAGGUUUAGAUGUCUUCUGGUACACAGAGUACUACAUUACCACCCUGAUGUGGUUGCAAAAAUUGUAGUGGCAUGUUGUGUAUUACACAACAUUUGUAAUCGCGCAGGGUUACCGGCUCCUGCUUUGCACGACUACGAUAAUGAAGAGGAGUUACGUUUCCACACAGUCAUUCAUACACAAGCUGGGGCUAGAAAUGAAACAAUAUCUCAAGAGGCUGUAAUAGGACAGUCUAGUCGACAAGAACUAAUUAAUAUGCUAUGGCGAGCACGAUUACAUGCAUUGGAUUAA